Messenger RNA from Cucurbita moschata (crookneck pumpkin), 1677 nucleotides. Its product is annotated as glucan endo-1,3-beta-glucosidase, basic isoform-like. Gene Ontology annotation, biological process: carbohydrate metabolic process. NCBI's taxonomy places the organism in Eukaryota, Viridiplantae, Streptophyta, Magnoliopsida, Cucurbitales, Cucurbitaceae. The record is from RefSeq and is a predicted model, not a curated record. Gene Ontology annotation, cellular component: plasma membrane; cell wall. Bases 72 to 1214 code for a protein of 380 amino acids. The transcript has 4 exons. Gene Ontology annotation, molecular function: hydrolase activity, hydrolyzing O-glycosyl compounds.
UCUUCGACGACUGUGACUGGCAAAGGAAGGGAGAUUCCAUAGAAUUGAGUCCAUGGAAGGGUGGGCGUAAAAUGAUGAAGAACAGAGAAUCCACGCUUUGCUCCAUUAACGUUCUCCUCCUUCUUGGAGCUCUGAUUCCUCCAGGUUUCAAGUCCACAAAUAUAGCGAUGGCGAUUGAAGAUGAAGAUUCAAUGGCUCUGUUACCAUUUGGAUCUGCGUCUCGCUUUGGCAGCUUCACCGCCGGUUGCAGAAGCCCAAGUGUUGGAAAUAUGCACAUUGGAGUUUGUUAUGGGCAAUUAGGAAACAAUCUUCCCUCCACAAGAGAAGUUGUGGCUCUCUUCAACCAAUACAACAUUAGAAAUAUUAGACUCUACGAUCCCAAUAGAGCUUCACUCAACGCUCUUAGUGGCUCCAACAUUGAGCUCAUGCUUGGCCUCCCCAACUCUGACCUCCAAACAAUCGCUUCCAGCCAAGAACAAGCCAAUGCAUGGGUUCAUAACAACAUCAUAACCUUCCCUAACGUCAAAUUCAAGUACAUUGUUGUAGGCAAUGAAGUCCAACCCUCGAGUCCCGACGUCGAGUUUGUCGUCCCGGCCAUGAAGAACAUCUAUACCGCACUUUCUACUAACGCCUUGGUUGAUCAGAUCAAAGUUUCCACCGCCGUUGACACUGGCAUCCUUGGUACUUCCUUCCCUCCUUCUAGUGGCUCCUUCACAAAAAAUGCUCGAUUACUACUCGACCCCAUCAUUCGUUUUCUCAAUGACAAUCGCUCGCCGCUACUUGUCAACUUGUACCCUUACUUCAGCUACGCUGCCAACUCGAGAAACAUUCGAUUGGACUAUGCUCUUUUCACAGCGCCAUCGACGGUGGUCACCGAUGGCCAGUUUAGUUAUCAUAAUUUGUUUGAUGCAAUUGUUGAUGCUAUUUAUGCUGCAUUGGAGAAGGCGGAUGGGAAAAAUUUGGAGAUCGUGAUAGCGGAGAGUGGGUGGCCGACGAUGGGGGGUACAGCAGCGUCGGUCGACAAUGCAAGGUCUUACAUCAACAAUUUGAUUCGACAUGUCAAGGGAGGGACUCCUAGGCGUCCGAAAAAAUCGAUUGAGACUUAUAUUUUUGCCAUGUUCGAUGAGAACCAAAGGAAUAAUUCCGAGAUGGAGAAGCAUUUUGGUCUCUUCUCUCCAAACAUGCAACCUAAAUAUCCUGUCAACUUCAAUUGAGAGUAAGGUGGGUGGGUGGUGCAGAGACAAGAAGCAGUCAGUAUCAUCUUGGUUGAAUUUUGAGGCCACACAAGAGUCAACAUGCCUCCAACACCGCAGAAGAGAUAUCAUUUCUAUACCAUCUCAUCAUGCCUUCAUCAAUCUUCUCCAACUUUUGCUCUCUUUCUCUACUCCUUCUUAUAAGUUCUGGUGAAACAGGAUUGAAGUCGAGUAAUAUGGCGAUGGCGAUGGUGAUUCAAGAUGAGGAUUACACGGCUCUUUUACCGUUUGGACUUACGUCGGGUAUCAUCGGCAGCUUCAUUCCUGAAUGUCGUGUCUCUCUUCCUAAUGGUACUCUUUCUCAUCACUUGUUUCACUUUUAUAUCUUCGAGUUUUGAGCUUGAUGCUUCUGAAUAUAGUGUUCGAGGAAUCGAUUUAGAAACAAAGUUAAAAUAGAUCUGAUUGGGAUAAUGGGUUGGGUUAA